UUCGAGAAUCGAGAGCUGGUAUAUUUUGGCAGUCGAUUGUUCCGUACAGUGUUUCCAGUUUCAAUUUUUGUUUUGUUGUGAAGUGGGCGUCAGAAAUGCGUACUACGUGUAGAGCAAGAUAAGUGGCAAAGUUUCAUGGCAGUAUAGGGUGUUUGUUGUAGAGUCACUCGCCUUUAGACUGAGUUUUAAAACAUGUAUCUGUUUGCAACAGUGUUUCUGACGAAGUCCGCAAAAUAACGUUCGCGUUUAAAGCUGUUUCAGAUACUUAUCCAACUCUUAACGCCAACAGCCCGAAUACACAUAACAGGAGUUUGUGUCUACAAGAUAUUUACAAGCUGUGAAAUUUCCACUCUUGGCAUAACUUUCAGUGAAGAAGGCAAUCUAGACAACUCUGUUAAUGUCGUCAAAGAAAUGACAUUAUCUCACUGUCACUAUGCUCGAACUUAUACAACGGUUGCUGUAAUAUGCCUCGUACAAUAAAAUGGAAAUCACGAACGAGAAAUGUACCAUUAUUCCGGUAUACAGACGCCUUGCCGUCAACAGUGCCUGAAAGUGUCAAAUUUAGAAGAUGAAGACAAACAAAUGAAGCAAUAUGGUUCGACUGCAGUUGUUAACAUUUACUUUGUGUCUUUUAGCACUUUGCGUUAUUGGCUUAAUUGGACUGUUUACGAUCAUAGCGGAGAAUGAACAACCAUUCCUAAUCAGACCACGCCCACGCCAGUUCUACGAUCUUUAUCCCCUCGAUUUACAGCUGUUGAAUUUACCACAUUUUAGUUACAUCAUAAAUAAUGACAUAUGUGGACUGAAAACAGUUGAUUCAGUUUUGUUGGUUACGUCUCACUGCGGAAAUGUAGAAGCUCGGAGUGCUAUAAGACAAGCAUACCCCCAGCAUGAGUUAAUAAAGCUCGGAAUUCGCAGACUUUUUCUGUUAGCAGUAUCACCAGCUGUAAAUGAAAAUUCAAUACAUGACGAAAACAGAAGGUAUGCAGAUGUUCUUCAAGGAAGCUUUCUUGAAGCUUAUCGCAACCUGACAUACAAACACGUGAUGGGACUACAGUGGGCUGUACAUCACUGUCCACAAGCACGAUUUGUUAUCAAAAUGGAUGAUGAUAUUGUAGUGAAUAUGUACAAACUUUCUGAAAUAAUUUCGUAUAUUUCUGAAUCUCAGAGAAAGGAUCUCCUUAUGGGUUAUGUACUUAAGGGGAUGGUUCCAGUUCGAGAACCUGCUAACAAAUGGCCACCUAACCAUGAAAAGGGAAAGAAAAAUGUAUCAUCACAUCAAAAUAAGAAGAAAUCCAAGGAGGAAGGUAUCAUAAAAGAUGAAGGGGCUAUACUAAAGUUCAUGGAAGUUUCUUCGGAGAUGCUAGAAGUUCCACCAGGGCCAUCAUGUGUGAGUUAUUCUGAGGCUAGUGCUGCUCAGAACCAAGAAGCAGCUGAAAUAGUACAAGUACACAACAGUGAUGACUUACUGGGACCUGUAAUUGAUACUAUAAUUUCGUCAGCUUCAUGUGCUUCUGAUGGGACUGCUGAAAUUGUGAUACCAGAUCAAACUGUAAUCUUAUCAGCUGCUUCAGAUUUUGUCAGAAAUGAUAUUGGAAAAUGGGCUGAAAAGACAGAUUCAAACAUGUGAUGGUUAUUAACACAUGGAGGUCUCAAAGUCUUAUCAGCACAUUAAUACAAAAUUCAUAGAAGGGCCAACAGUACCGCUCACAUUCAAAUCAGAGUCAGAGACAGGCUCUGUCACACUGAAAGUACUGUCAAGGAGGCAGUUAAUGAGAGAACGGUUUUGGUGCACAUUGACAAUGGCAGAAAGGUUUUACAUGUUUGUGUGGCUUAUUUUCCUUCUAAAGCAUCAUUGUUUUACUUCUGUCACCUCUCUUUGGUGAGUUCGUGCUUGGCUACCAUGGGGCCCCAUCCUUUGCAGCACCUCUUCCCUUUCCAUGCUGCAUGUUUGUACUCCUGCUCUUCUUUUUCCCCUCGCAUGGGGAAUGUUUGUGGGAUGCUUUUGCGAACGUGUUCUGAAGUUUUAAUAGCCUGACAUCAGACCAGUCCCCCAUCUCUUUUCUUUCUUUCUUUGUUCUCCACUGACUGCCCUACCUCUGAUCCAGCUUUUGAGGUUUCCUCUGCCGGCCACUGUGGCCGAGCGGUUCUAGGCGCUUCAGUCCAGAACCCCAUUGCUGCUGUGGUUGCGGGUUCGAAUCCUGCCUUGGUCAUGGAUGUGUGUGAUGUCCUUAGGUUAGUUAUGUUUAAGUAGUUCUCAGUACAGGGGACUGAUGACCUCAGAUGUUAAGUCCCAUAGUGCUUAGAGCCAUUUGAGGUUUCCUCUUUGUUUUUUCUUCCACGCUGUGUGCUCCUGAAUGCUGGCCCAGACGUUUGACACAUAACAGGUGACUGGGUAACGCUUAAUUCCCAGCCCUGGGUCGACAAGUAGGGUUUGCAUUUAUCCCCUGUUACAGGCCAGGACCAAGGAGGGGUGAUUGCCAAUUGGUCCCUCUGCCAGGAGUUUGGGAGGUAUGAACAAUCACUGAUGAUUGGUGAUCCCCCCUUUUGAGGGGGCCCCAGUUGGAAGAAGAGCGGCAUCAGAGAUGCUGCUAAUCAUGGGGAUUUUUUUGCAAUGAGCCACUCAUCUUCAUCUAAGUUUAUAAGUACUAAAUGUAUACAAAAUGAGGCUAAAUAUUCAAAGACUCUCCAAGGUGCACCUAGGUUCCAUGUGGUGUCACAUACCGAAGGAGGUAAGUCCUCUGCUAUGGUUAAUCCAUCCAUUAUUCAGGAAAGUGUUGAUGCAAUUGCAGGCCCUGUGAAAUCUUGCUCUUGUUUACAUAAUGGGACUUUGCUUUUGGAGACCAAUGGUGAUUUUCAAGCUCAACAACUGCUUUCAGCUUCUCUCCUCCAUGGCUAUCCUGUUCCAUUUGGGGAGGGUCAUAAUGGCGGAAGGGGAGGAAGAAACAAAUGAAGGUUUGUCAGCUCGACAGUUGUCAAUUACCACUCUUUGAAGACUCAGUGCUAAAGGCAUGGUAUUCUCACUGGUUCGACCUGCAGAUUCCAGGGCAGAAAAAACAUUAGGUGAUGCGCACCAGUGAAAUGGAGGUUGGCCAGGUGGUGGUAUCAUGCGGUGACACUGUUGAAGAGGAUCUCCAAGUCAGGGGAGGAGAAGACUGAUUGCUUUUGUUUGAUUUCUUAGAGCCUUUGCUGUUGGCAGAUGAAGACUCAGAUGUUUGUUGGCUGGAGGGAUGUAGAAAGUCUUUGCAGGAGUAUUCCUUUUGUCCCAUCAAAUGCUGAACUCUUUGCAUGGUGUUAUUUACACUCAGCUGUCAAAACUUACUUCUCUGAUCAGAACAUCACUGCAGUCCAUCAGGUAAUGAAAAAGGUUGAUGUUACCUUAAUUCUUACAAGCACUCUUUUUCUCACUUUUGAUCAAGUAGUGCUUCCAUCGAAGAUCAAAGCAGGCUAUGAAGUCACCACAGUCUGAUGAUAAUUCCAAACUUGUGUUGCUAUCAGUGUCAAAGUUACAACCAAACUUGAGUGUCCUGCAAAAACAUUGCCAAAUGUGUUUCUUGACAGUUCAUCAUUUCCUGACUGAAUGCUCUAUUUUUAGCCACUUACAUUUUCAUAUAUGUUUUCCAUGUGAGUUAUUGACUGUUUUAAUGAAUGACGUAAGGGCUGUCGACCAUGUUUUACUUUUUAUUCAUCUUAGCAAUAUGCUGAAGGGACCUCCUCUGUCUCUACAGCGUAUUUCGCUGUCCUUGUUCUCAGCUUGCUUUCCUUCGACCAAUUGGGCUUAAUGUGUAGUUGCUUUUAAGUUCCUUUACUUCUUAAUGUUCUAAGGUUAUGACAUGGGUGCUUAUGACCUUAGUUACUUUUGCACUGUAAAACAAAGAAACAAACACACACAUUGAAGUUUUACUCCUUGGUUGGGUUUAAUACUUGGUGGAAACUGAACCCAAAAGUCACCAAAACUUUUACAGAUGGAAGGGAUUGAAACAAAAACUUCAAAAAGGUCAGACUAUUGGCAAAAAAGAGCAGGAAGUCAUGGAAAAAAGAAUAAUAAAUAUCAUGAAAUUCUUACCAGAAUGUUUGAUAUGGCAACAUUCCUGGCAAGACAAAAUUUAGUGUUAUGUGGUCAUAGGGAAAAUGAUACCAGAACCAAUAGAGGUAAGUUUUUAAAUCUAAUGCAUCUGUUGUCAAAUUAUAGUCCUGCUCUUGGAGAACAUUUAAUAAAAUUAAAUAUGGGCCAAAAAUUCACUUAGACCCUCUUGUAUGCCACCAGAGGUUCGAAAUGAGUUUAAUGAAAUUUUAGGAAAUAAAUUUCACCAAAAAAUUAUAGGUUGAGCUCUUAAGGCCAAGUAUUAUUUGGUGAUAUUUGAUGAUACCCCAAGUAUUUGCCACAAAGAUCAAACAAGCCAAGUAUUAUGAUACUUUAUCACUGAGGACUGGGAAGUACGAGUAGUGAAUCGUUCAUAGAUUUCAUAGAAACGAAAAACAAAACAGUCAUAUGUAUUAGUGAGAUGAUAUUAAGUAUUGCUGAUGGGCUGGACCUUAUGAAUUGUAAAGGUUAAGCUUACGACAAUGCUGCUACAAUGACUGGGGGACAGACAGGUGCACAGCAAACUACUCAUUGAACCUUGCAUGCAGCUUUGGUGAAGCUGAAUUCAAUCACUUUUUUCAGCACAUCAUAAUGCUGUUAUGUUUUCUCUUUUGUAUCCUCACACUGAAGGGUGGUUCUGAUUGCUGUUACAAGCAAGAGUUUGAAGAGACUUUUACAAAGAAAUUUUGACAACACAAGAGAAACUAACAGAAUCACAGGAAAGCUUAAACAUGUGAAUGGAAACAGGAAAUUGUUAGUUGUGAUACAGGCACUGUUGUUUCUAUGUUUCUUCUGUCUCUGGCAGCUGGUGCUGCUUGAAGUAAAUGAUGCCCAAAAUUAUUUGCAAAUGGAGGGAAUAAAUGUAUAUCAGUGUUCUCAGAAAUAAGUGUCUUACAGACGGUAUUAGGAGGGUAAUGAGAGGAAUUUGCAGAUGAGUCUUCAAGUCAUGUUAAAAAUAUGUGUGAAGAACUUGGCAUUUGAAACUCCCUGGCACAUUAAAACUGUGUGUCGGACUGAGACUUGAACUCGCCACAUUUGUCUUUCAUGGUAGAGCAUUUGCCCAUGAAAGGUAAAGGUCCCGAGUUCGAGUCUCAGUCCAACAAGCAGUUUUAAUCUACCAGGAAGUUUCAUAUCAGCGUACACUCUGCUGCAGAGUGAAAAUUUCAUUCUGGAGCUUGGCAUUUCUAUUGAACCUCCAAGACAAGUUAGGAGGAGGCAAAUUUCUGGCAGUGUAAGUAGAAAUGCUGGCUUAUUGCACAAAGCUGAUUUAAAAUGAAAAAUGUUUCCUCUCUUUCGAUACACUAACUGCUAAAGUUUUGGAAAGGUUCCAGCAGCUCCAGAAGAUGGCUGAAAAGUAUACCUUCCUAAGCCCUUCAGUAAUAUUGGGCAUUGUUGGUGACAAAUGCAGCUUUAACCAAGCUCCUCAAGAUAUUGACAGAGAAGAGUUUAAGCUUAAGGGCAUGCAUCUACAGGCACUCGUAGUUACAGAAGACUGUAGUUACAGCAGACUGUGAGAAAGAACUUAUUGAUUCUCACCCAUUGGGUUUCGUUUUUGAAUCCACAGUUGAAGGAUGACCCCCAAUAUAAUUACAAUGUGUAGAAUGUUCCUCACAGCUGCCAUAAGUAAUGCCAGUUGUGAGAGAAGGUUCUCUAGAUUGAAACUGAUUAAAAAUUAUUUAAGAUCUACAUUGUCCACAUUGAGAUUAAAAAAUCUAGCUGUUUUGGCACUCAAACAAAUUAACAUUGAUGAAUUUACUAAAGAGUUUGUGCUGAA
Messenger RNA from Schistocerca nitens (vagrant locust), 5858 nucleotides. RefSeq names its product beta-1,3-galactosyltransferase 5-like. Bases 593 to 1630 code for a protein of 345 amino acids. Gene Ontology annotation, molecular function: hexosyltransferase activity. Gene Ontology annotation, cellular component: membrane. The record is from RefSeq and is a predicted model, not a curated record. Lineage: Eukaryota; Metazoa; Arthropoda; Insecta; Orthoptera; Acrididae. The transcript has 3 exons.